Lactuca virosa is the source of this 1514-nucleotide messenger RNA. NCBI's taxonomy places the organism in Eukaryota, Viridiplantae, Streptophyta, Magnoliopsida, Asterales, Asteraceae. The record is from the annotation of a GenBank genome assembly.
AACAUUUUUGUUAAAACAUCCAAAAGCGAAGUAGUUUCACUGAAUUCGAUUCUCCAUCGCUUUCCUCAACACGCCAUCAUUCUCUCUCUGUUUUAUGUCUCAUCACAAUUCGGUGGUUUAAGGACCAUCACAAUGAUAUCUGGAUACUAAUUUUCCCUUUGCAAGAAGGGAAAAUCCUACGAAUUUGAUCUCCAAUUUUCAUGAGAGGUUCUUAAAGUUCUUGAUCCCUUUUUUUUUGGAAUAUCACGUCUAUUCCCAUGGAGGUUUUGGAGAAGGAGGAGAGCAAGAACGAUAGUCAUCUGACAUCAGCUGCAGCUUUUGUGGAAGGAGGAAUUCAAGAAGCUUGUGAUGAUUCUUGUAGCAUUUGCCUUGAGGCUUUCUGUGAUAGUGAUCCUGGCACGGUGACUGGAUGCAAGCAUGAGUUCCAUCUUCAGUGCAUUCUUGAAUGGUGCCAAAGAAGCUCAAACUGUCCAAUGUGUUGGCAAGCCAUCACCCUCAAGGAUCCUACCAGUCAAGAGUUAUUAGAGGCAGUAGAACAGGAAAGACGCAUCAGGUUCAAGCCUGCAAGAACUUCAACAAUAUUUCAUCAUCCCACUCUCGGGGAUUUUGAACUACAACAUUUACCGGUUGGUGUUAAUGAGGGUGAACUUGAGGAUCGAAUUAUCCGGCAUCUAGCGGCUGCUGCCGCCAUGGGGAGGACCCACCAUGUGAGUAGAAGGGAGGGGUCAAGAAACCGGUCAACGGGUCAUGGUCAACCACAGUUCUUGGUUUUCUCUGCUAACCCUAAUGCACCUUCAUCUGCCACUGAUCCAGGUGGAGUGGAAGGUGAACCCGUUGGUGUCACUUCAGCUAGCCCAUCUGUUCCACUUAGGUCAACUUCAGAAACAGCUAACAUAUCCAAUAGUCAACAAGGGACCUCAGUUAUACAUAGAAGCUCAAGUAGUCAAUUAUCUCUUCCUGAUCAAGAUCAAGCUGGUCCUUCAGAGUUCCAAACAGUAACAAAUUCAUGGAAAUCAAGAUUUAAUGCUAUUUCAAUGAGAUAUAAGGAAUCACUAUCGAAGAGUACUCGAGAGUUGAAGGAUAGGCUUUUUAACAAGAGUCCAUCCAUGUCAAACAUUGGUUCAGAAGACAGGAGAGAAGUGAAUGCUGCUGGCAUUGAAAAUUUAUCUGCAAAAGUUGUCAUGUAUCCAUAUCCAGAUAUGUCCUGUAGAGGGGAACAGAGUUAUGUUUACAAGGUGAAGGGAGCAAAUUACCAUUUGGUCCUUAAUAAACAGUGGGGGGUGGGGAGGGAGAUGGCUUUUUAACACAUGGUUUAAUAUUUCACAACUUUCUUUUUCUAUCUGCUUGUGAAAAAAAAAAAAACCUUGAUAUAGAAACAUAGAUUUGGUAUGGACAGCAUACGUUAUUACAUGAUUGUUUUGUUUGGAGGGUUUGUGUUGAAUUAUUUGGUAUACUAUUACUAUGGAGAAAAUAUGAUUGAUAUUGGGUUAUAAUCACAAGAACGUGAUUCACAC